AUGGAUGGAUUCUCCGAUUCUUUAUCUGCGGCUUCUGAGCGUGAUAUGACUGAAGAUGAAUUUACAAAAAACAGUUUGGAAGAAAAAGAAAAUGCCAAUGACAUUCCCGUUACUCCAGGUAAAAAUAGUAGCAGUAUAACAACACCAUACGAAGGAAUGGAAUUCAAAAGUUAUAAAGAUGCAAAAGAGUAUUAUAUAGAGUAUGGUCGAAGAAAUGGUUUCACGAUACGAGUUCGAUCAACAAACAAAACUCUUGUAAGCCUGGGAGAAGUGACUGCAGCUUAUACGGUAUGCUCACGAGAGGGCAAGCACGAAAAAAAGGAAAACGUUGAGGGAAUAGACAAAAAAGGUAAACGUUGCAGUAUUAUAAAAUGUGGUUGUGAUACAAAGAUGCAUGUUCUUUUCAAUGAAGAAAACAAUAUUUGGACAGUGAUGGCAUUCUCAGAUGAUCACAAUCACAAAUUUGUAUCGCCGACGAAGAGAAUACGCAUGCGGUCUAAUAGAUACAUGCCGGAAGGGGUGAAAGAUAUGACAGAGGUAUUUAAUUUGGAAAACAUUGAGGUCGGGAAAGUUCCAUUGGUAUUUGGAGGUGCAACAAUUGGAUUUAAUAAACGAGACUGUUGGAAUCACUUGUUUAAUGUUAGGCACAAAAAUCUUGAAGUUGGUGAUGCCCAAUCUAUCAUGGAUUAUUUACAUAUGAGACAAAGUGAGAAUCCGCAAUUCUUUUAUCGAGUUCAAGUUGAUGAACAUGGCAGAGCUGUAAAUUUUUUCUGGGUAGAUGCGCGUUCGCGUAUGUCAUAUGAGCAAUUUGGGGAAGUAGUCUUCUUUGAUACUACUUAUAGGACUAAUAAAUACGAUAUGCCGUUCGCACCAUUUACUGGGGUAAAUCAUCAUUACCAGACUAUACAAUUUGGGUGUGCAUUAUUGCAAGAUGAGACUGAGAUUACUUUUCAAUGGUUGUUUCACAUUUGGCUAGAAUCUAUGGGAGAAAAACAUCCAUUAGCGAUCAUAACGGAUCAAGACACUGCCAUGGCUCUUGCGAUAAAGAAGGUUUUCCCGAACAGUACGUCACCGUCUCUGCCUAUGGCACAUAAAGAAAAAAUUUGGUGA
Molecule: messenger RNA, 1110 nt
Organism: Papaver somniferum (opium poppy)
Lineage: Eukaryota; Viridiplantae; Streptophyta; Magnoliopsida; Ranunculales; Papaveraceae
Product: protein FAR1-RELATED SEQUENCE 5-like
Exons: 1
Coding region: 1-1110 (369 amino acids)
Biological process (GO): regulation of DNA-templated transcription
Source: RefSeq, a predicted model, not a curated record